AUGGCUUUAGAUGAAGCUGGCAACGUUACCGGCGAGUCACAAGGCGGCGCAUCGAACAAUGACUCCGAGUCAAAGACAGUCACUUUUGCCGACCCUCAACCGGCUGCCUCCUCACCCAACGACUCCAUUGCGGACGAUAUGGACAAUCUCGACGAAGAGUCUGCGCUCAGGAACCUGACAGCCAACGUCCGCGACCAAGAUGAUCUCGAGCGCGAUAUCACCUUUCAAGCAAAUCUGGCUCUCAUCGACGCUGAAGACAAGAAGGAUCAGAAGCGCAUUGAGAAAGCAGGAGCGAAUAAGCUGAAAUUGGAGAAUCAGAAGAAAUCACAACAACAGAAGCUACGCGGCGCAUGGGGCAACACAACUCUCAAGCUUCGUAUACAACAAGAAAUUGCUCGGAUUGAUGCGGAGAUUGAGUUGAUUGAUAAAGAUAUAGCCGAUUUCAAUACUCGUAUUGAGCAGCGACAUCAAGAUGGCGCAGAGGAAGAGUCGGCCGCCGCUGCAGGCAACAAGAGACUACCAAACGAGACGCAAAGAGAGUUUCUCAUACGCACAGGAAAGAUCACACCAUUUGCCAAGUUUGGCGGACCUCGACCAGAGGGCGUAGAUGGGGAGCUUGCGAAUGCUAUCAUCGAAGCUGAGGAUGAAGCUGUUGCCGAGGAGUUGGAGGAGCAAGAGUCUGCCGAUCAGCCUCGAUCGCACCAGAACCUUCGCUUGCCUGGUUUUGCAGAAGAGUCAGAUUACACAGGGACUGUAGUCGAGAGCGAGUUUUCCUUGCGGCCCAGAAAGAAGCGGAAGGUUCGAGAUGCAGCCGCUUCAUCUGACGAGUUCGAACCUACGCACGCAUCUGAGGCAGAGAGCUUAGACUCGAGAGCGUUUGCUGAGGAUACUGACGAAGACAUGACGGAUCUGACCCGGGUCACUCCGAGGAAGAAACCAGCCAAGGCCACGACUGACAUUGAUGAGAAAGUCGACUUUAGCAGAAUCGAUGAUGGCGAUGAAUCUUUGUACCAGAAACGUCUUGCGGAUUGGGUCGAGAGACGCAGUCGAGCUCGACAACGGCGGCAAGAUCGACUUGGCGAGAUUCGCGACGAUGCCUCUGACGCCACUGAGGAAUGGUUCAAGCCCUCUCCAGAUCAACCCGACCACGUCUUUGAGAAUGGUCUCAAACUACCUGGCGAUAUUUUCCCAUCUCUCUUUGACUACCAGAAGACCGGCGUUCAAUGGCUCGCUGAACUUUAUGCACAGAAGGUUGGAGGCAUUGUUGGGGAUGAGAUGGGACUCGGAAAGACAGUCCAAGUCAUCUCGUUCGUUGCAGCGUUGCACUAUAGCAAGAUGCUGACAAAACCCGUCAUUAUUGUCGCCCCGGCCACUGUGCUUAGGCAAUGGGUCAAUGAAUUUCACCGAUGGUGGCCACCUCUUCGUGUCUCAAUUUUGCAUUCUUCUGGAAGCGGUAUGCUCAAUGUGGGCAACGAGGGUCGCAUUGAAGAUGUCGAGUACUCCUGGGAAAACAGGCAGAAGCAGACAAAGUCCAGCAAGGCGGCCAAAAAGAUUGUCGACCGUGUAGUCAAACAGGGUCAUGUCUUAGUUACGACUUACGCGGGUUUACAGACAUAUGGGGACGUCCUCAUCCCUGUCGACUGGGACUAUGCAGUAUUAGACGAGGGCCAUAAGAUUCGCAACCCGAAUACGGCCAUUACUAUCUAUUGCAAAGAGUUGCGAACUGCGAAUCGUGUUAUUCUUUCUGGUACGCCAAUGCAAAACAAUCUGACUGAGCUUUGGUCGUUGUUCGAUUUCAUAUAUCCGAUGCGACUUGGAACACUGGUCAAUUUUCGAAACCAGUUCGAGAUACCUAUCAAAUUAGGCGGUUAUGCCAAUGCCACCAAUCUUCAGAUAAUGACUGCGCAGAAGUGUGCAGAAACUCUCAAAGAGACAAUCAGUCCUUAUUUGCUACAACGUCUCAAGGUCGAUGUGGCUGCAGACUUACCGAAGAAGAGCGAGCAAGUCUUAUUUUGCAAGCUGUCGAAGCAGCAACGGGAUGCAUACGAACUUUUCUUGAAAUCAGAAGAGAUGAAUGCGAUUCUGAACAGGACUCGUCAAUCCCUUUAUGGUAUUGAUAUUUUGAGGAAGAUCUGCAAUCAUCCAGAUCUCCUUGAUCCUCGCUUGAAGACGAAGAUAGGAUACAAAUGGGGCGCGGCGAGCAAAUCAGGCAAGAUGCAGGUUGUUAAAGCCCUCUUGCAUAUGUGGAAGCGCAUGAGUCACAAGACACUGCUGUUCUGCCAAGGCGUUCAAAUGUUGGAUAUCAUCGAGGAGUUUGUCAGGCGCCAGGACGGUAUUCACUAUCUUCGAAUGGAUGGCAAAACACCCAUCAAAGAGAGACAGACCCUUGUUGACCGAUUCAACAACGAUCCGGAAUUGGACGUCUUUUUACUGACGACGAAAGUGGGUGGUCUAGGUGUCAAUCUUACAGGAGCGAAUCGUGUGAUAAUUUUUGAUCCAGACUGGAACCCUUCAACUGACGUUCAGGCCCGUGAGAGGGCGUGGCGUCUGGGACAAAAGAAAGAGGUUACAAUUUACCGCUUGAUGACUGCUGGUACGAUCGAGGAGAAAAUUUAUCAUCGACAGAUCUUUAAACAGUUCCUCACAAACAAGGUGCUGAAGGACCCCAAGCAGCGAACGACUUUCAACCUUAGCGAUCUUCAUGACUUAUUCACCCUGGGAUCUUACGAGGAUGGUACCACUGAAACAGGUCAGCUUUUCCAAGGCAGCGAGGUCAACUUCAAGGCUGCGGUUCAACCCAAGUCUAUUAUUGCCCCAGGCAUUGGUGCAACAACUCGUAUGCCCGAGGAUCAACAUGCACUCAUGGCACAAAAUGAAGCAGAUCAAGCUGGCGAUGACGUUGACCUUCAUGGUAUCGCUGGUAUCGCAGGUAUGGAAGAGUACAAGAACGAAAAGGAGGCACCGCCAGAGGAAGAGGAUCGAUUGAUGGAAGGGAUCUUUGCGAGAUCUGGGGUUCAGAGUGCUCUUGAGCAUGAUGAGAUCGUUAACGGCAAAAAGCCCGUUCAAGCCGAUCGAGGUAUGCUACAGCGGGAAGCAAACCGCGUAGCAGCACAAGCGGCAGCGCAUCUUCGACGCUCAGGGGAAGAGGCUCGCCGAGUUCCCAUUGGUACUGUCACUUGGACAGGAGAGUUUGGCGAAGCCGGCCGUCCAACGAAUGUGCGUCGCGGCAGGGGGGGUCCCAGUUCGGCGAGCGUCCUCGCUGGUAUCGCUGACCGUCAAGGUCUUCAAAGCGGCCGCAGCCCUGGCAGCUCUCGAUCUGGAACACCCGUCCCUACAAACAGGAGCAUAACAGCGAAAGAUUUUGAGAAAAUGAUACCCAACUUCAUCCGGCGUCAUGGUGGGCAGGUGCCGUCGAAACUGCUCGUCGACCAUUUCAAUCAAUAUUGUACUGGGACUCAGGAGGCUAAGGAGUUCAAGGCUGCAUUAGACAAGGUUGCAAAGAUGGAGCAACGUGGGUCUAGUAUGAGAGCUAUUUGGGCCUUGAAACCCGCCUUCAAGUAG
Messenger RNA from Phaeoacremonium minimum UCRPA7, 3561 nucleotides. RefSeq names its product putative dna repair and recombination protein rad26 protein. The transcript has a single exon. NCBI's taxonomy places the organism in Eukaryota, Fungi, Ascomycota, Sordariomycetes, Togniniales, Togniniaceae. Gene Ontology annotation, molecular function: ATP binding; ATP-dependent chromatin remodeler activity. Gene Ontology annotation, biological process: transcription-coupled nucleotide-excision repair. The record is from RefSeq and is a predicted model, not a curated record. Gene Ontology annotation, cellular component: nucleus. The coding region runs from base 1 to 3561 and encodes 1186 amino acids.